Molecule: messenger RNA, 4179 nt
Organism: Chinchilla lanigera (long-tailed chinchilla)
Lineage: Eukaryota; Metazoa; Chordata; Mammalia; Rodentia; Chinchillidae
Gene: Engase
Product: endo-beta-N-acetylglucosaminidase
Exons: 14
Coding region: 126-2354 (742 amino acids)
Biological process (GO): protein deglycosylation
Cellular component (GO): cytoplasm
Molecular function (GO): mannosyl-glycoprotein endo-beta-N-acetylglucosaminidase activity
Source: RefSeq, a predicted model, not a curated record
GAGCGGGGCGGUCGCAUCGCGCACUCCCCAUUGGCUGCGGGCGGCGGCGAGUCGGGCCCGGGCCUGCGAUUGGCUGUCCGGGCCGGUCACCCGUGGCCCGAGCAGGCCGCGGGCUCUGGGCGGCGAUGGAGGCCGCAGGGGUGCUGACUCGUUCGGCUGCGCGGCGGCUGGGACUGGCGGCCAAGGAGCCGGAGGCGCAGGAGGAGCCGGGGCAGCGACCGAGGGGGCGGCGGCGGCGGCGGCGGCCGGGGCGGAGAACUAAAGAGGAUCAAGAAGAAGAAGAAGCAGCAGCGGUCUUUCGAGAAGUGGUCAAUUUUAGUCCAGAUCCUUUGCCAGUUAGAUAUUAUGACAAGGAGACCACCAAGCCUAUCAGCUUCUACCUGUCUUCACUGGAGGAGCUGCUGGCCUGGACGCCCCUCAUGGAGGACAGUUUCAAUGUGGCGUUGCAGCCCUUAGAGUGUCGCCAGCCCCCACUGAGCAGCCGCAGGCCUCGGACCCUGCUGUGCCAUGACAUGAUGGGCGGCUACCUGGAAGACAGGUUUAUUCAGGGCUCAGCGGUGCAGAACCCCUACUCCUUCUACCACUGGCAGUACAUCGACAUCUUCGUGUACUUUAGCCACCACAUGGUCACCAUCCCCCCGGUGGGCUGGACCAAUGCUGCCCACAGGCAUGGGGUCUGUGUGCUGGGGACGUUCAUCACGGAGUGGAGUGAUGGGGCGAAGCACUGUGAUGCCUUCCUGGCUGGGGACUCACGCUCCUACCAGACAGUGGCCAAUCAGCUGGUCCAGAUUGCCCAGUUUUUUCGUUUUGAUGGCUGGCUGAUCAACAUAGAGAACUCUUUGAGUGUGGCAGCUGUACGGAACAUGCCCGCUUUCCUGCGAUAUCUGACUGCUCAGCUCCACCAGCAAGUCCCGGGGGGACUGGUGCUCUGGUAUGAUAGUGUGACACAGAGCGGAGAGCUCAAGUGGCAGGAUGAACUCAAUGAACGUAACCGGAUCUUCUUCGAGUCCUGUGAUGGCUUCUUCACCAACUAUAACUGGCGGGAGGAGCACCUGGAGCGGAUGCUGGGGCAGGCUGGCGAGCGCCUGGUUGAUGUGUAUGUGGGUGUGGACGUAUUCGCCCGUGGAAAUGUAGUUGGAGGCCGAUUUGACACUGACAAGUCGCUGGAACUGAUCCGCAAGCACGGCUUCUCUGUGGCUCUGUUUGCCCCUGGCUGGGUGUAUGAGUGUCUGGAAAAGAACAACUUCUUCCAGAACCAGGAUAAGUUCUGGAAUCUGCUGGAACGCUACCUGCCCACACACAGCAUCUGCUCCCUGCCCUUCGUCACAUCCUUCUGCCUGGGCCUGGGGACACGAAGGGUCUGCUAUGGACAGGAGCAGGCUGUCGGGCCUUGGUACCACCCGAGUGCCCAGGAAACACAGCCCCUGUUUGGUGAACACAAGCUGCCUGGUGAUGGCCGGGGCUGGGUGAAGGUGCACUGCUGCCUGGCAGACUCCUGGCAUGGGGGCAGCUCGCUGCUUCUGCAGGGGUUGAUCCCACCUGAGGUUGGCAGUGUGGCUGUGAGAUUGUUUUCCCUGCAGGUUCCAGCACCACACAAAAUCUUCCUGUCCUUGGUGUAUAAGCUUGAAGGGUCCACGGACGUCACAGUUGCCUUGGAGCUCACUACUGGGGACUCUGGCAGCUGUCACAUUGGCAGUAUCUCGGUGCUGAAUGCGGAAACAGGUUCAAGGCACAGACCCCGACCCCUCCGGGUGCCGCCCACCAAACUGGCCAGAUGGGUGGGCCGCUGCGGCCAGCAGCUCAGUGGGGGCUGGAUCCAGCGGUGCUACGAGGUGAACCUGCGUGGGUGCCUCCUGCGGGACCUCUUUGUGAACUUGUCACGGCCCCCAGGCAGUCAGGAGGAACAGCGCUUCAUUUGUCGCCUGGGAGAGAUCCAGGUGGUGGAUGCCAACAGCUUGCUGGCCCCCUUGCCCCAGGUGCAGAACGUCACUGUCACACAAGUCUGCUGGCAGCGGCCCGCCUCUGAGUCGGAGGGGCUCUUGGGCCAGCUGAGGCUCAGCUGUACCCUGCACUGGUCCUACCUCCUCCUCCAAGUCCGCUGUUUCAGAGUCCACUGCUGGGAGCAGACAAGAGGCAGCUCUCCAGGCAGGGAGCCGCUGGGGCCAGAGAAGCCCACAUUCCUGGGUCUGGCUUUUGUCAACCAGUACCGUGUGGUGGACUUGGUGGUAGAGGCUGCUGGGCCCGGCCAGGAGGCCCGUGUGGAGUUCCUCGUGGAGCCCGUCCCCAGGGAGGGCUUUCGCGUCCCUCAGGCCGAGUGGGGCAGGGCAGCCCUUCUCUACUCCAUGCCUCCGUGAGCCAACACCUCCUCCCUUGAGACUCUCCCUGCCCUUGGCUGGCUGUCCUGGGUUUCGCUGGGACCCUGCUAGGUAGGGCCAGGUGUUAAGAGGCUGGGCCCGCAGGAUGAAGGCAGUUUGCUGAAUGAUGGUCCCAAAGUGGGCACACGGGCCUUGUGUUUGUGUGUAACCCUCUCUACAAUGUAUGGUUCUGAGGGGAAAUGGAAAGGAUGUGGGGGGUUUUGUCCAGAAAACUCCAUAAAGGAUAUUUUCAAAUAGGUUGAAAGGUGUUGAUGCUGAGAGCAGUGACCAUUUAUUCCUGCAGAUCACACAAUUAGAAAUGAAUUGUAAACUGGUAAACUAUGGCAGGAAGGCUUUGGAGCAGGCCCGAUCCUUUGGAUCAGAGGACUGGGAUGCAGUGGCCUUGAGGGUAGCAGCAGAAAGGAGGGGCCCCAGAGUGGGAGAUGGUGCGCUGGAGCUCAGGGCCAGACUGGCACCGCAUCACACUGCUUCUGAGCACCGUGGGCCAUCAUGGUCUGGACCACCUUGGGGGUUUGCUGGCUCUGACAAGUAAAUGUCCCCAUAGCCAAGUCCCUUCACUUCUGUUGCAGCUCCUCCAGCCUUGGGCUCACAGCAAAGCUGCCUCUCUUGCAGCCUCCUUCCCCUGACAGUGCUGGGCGGGGAAGCUUCCCCCGGUGUCUCUGUGCCGUGGGUAACGCUGUGUUUUCCCUGCUUCCCCUUCAGGUGCCAUAUAGGGUCCGUUACAAUCCUGCACAGGGUCGGAGGUUCUCAGGGAUGUUUGACCCUGGCCACAUUGGCCCCUUGGUGGGGUGUACCUGGCAGUCCUCCUGCCCUUUUCCUGUGCUUUAGGUAUGGUGCUGAGGUUCAGAAUACUGUGACUCCAUAGGGUCACACACACGGGCCAGGUCCAUGGAUUUUACCCUGUGGUAAGGCAGGACUGCAGCAACCAUUUCUGUCCUUGGAGACGUGAGGAGAUGGAUGGGCUGGGUCCUGCUCAGCGCACUGAGGCCUGGAGGGCAAAGGUCUCCUGCAGGGGCUGAGCUCUGUCUACUCCCACCUCCCUGCUUUCCCAGGGCCUCUCCUCUUGAGCACAGUAGAACAGGGCAGAAGCCUGGGGCUGGGUUCUGAGCUCCUUCCUGACUGGAAACACUCACAUCUUACAUAGACAGAUGAGGAUCCAGCAUCCAAGGCAGGGCCAUGACUCUGCUGACUGCUCCAAAGCUGAGGUCACCAGGCCCUGGGCUCUUCCCAAGGCCCUGUAGCCAUUCAGCAGGCCUGAGGGGGUAGGGGCUACCACUGCUGCUUUAGCUCCUCACUUGCUUUCUCCAUGGUGGUUUCCUGCAUUGACAAUUCCCUGAGCACCUAAGCCUCCUUCCAUUGGGAAACGGGGGAACUGGCUGGGGGCUGCCUUCUGGCCUUGCGCCGUGCGUCCCCAGAAGAGGUUCAUCCUGGGCAGUAGGGUACAGCAGGCCAGACUACCUAUCUUGUGCCUUGAUACGGGGCAGCGCACCACUAAUGCCUGCUUCCCUCAUUUCCUGAGGUCUUUUUUUUAACAGUUCCUCCGAAUAUUUUAUGUAGAGAAGGAAGGAAAAUUUAUAGUGGCAAUUAUUUCCUCACAGUCUGGUGAGCAAGCAAUUAGAAAUAAGGGGGCUUAGUGGAGCGUGGCGCUCGGCAGAACCACACAACGCCACUCCCCCAGAGCGCGGCCUCCAGGCCCCACAGCACAGGCUCCUGUGCAGGAAAAUUAAUCUGCCGGCAUUUAAGCGGUGCCCCUCUGGUGGGUGUAAUCGCUCUGAAAUAAAUUAUCUGACGUGGUGAAAAAUGA